Hippocampus zosterae (dwarf seahorse) is the source of this 2406-nucleotide messenger RNA. Its product is annotated as endothelin-2. NCBI's taxonomy places the organism in Eukaryota, Metazoa, Chordata, Actinopteri, Syngnathiformes, Syngnathidae. The transcript is spliced from 4 exons. Gene Ontology annotation, biological process: regulation of vasoconstriction; vein smooth muscle contraction; regulation of systemic arterial blood pressure by endothelin. Gene Ontology annotation, molecular function: hormone activity; endothelin B receptor binding. The coding region runs from base 1341 to 1766 and encodes 141 amino acids. The record is from RefSeq and is a predicted model, not a curated record. Gene Ontology annotation, cellular component: extracellular region.
AAACGAGAAUCUAUCAGAACUUUGAACAUGAAAGGAACGUCUAAAAACGUCUCUUGAGCAUGAAGAACAAGCAAGGUCAAUAGUCUGACGGUGACUAGGCAGCUUGGCAGUCCUUCAAUACAUGGCAGGCUUGAUUGGUCACACAGGUGCAGCUGCGUAAGAGCCACGCCCUCCACUCCAGCUGAUGCUGAAAACAAAUGCAGAAAGAGCCAAAACAUGAUAGUAUGUCCACACAUAAAACAUGGCUAUAAUGUUUCAGGUUCCAGUGUUACGUAAAACUCACUCUUGCUGUGACAAGACAUUCCAAUCAGGCUUUAUAGAAAAUACACUACAGCAAGAACAGUGACACCGAGCACCUGCUUCUUUUCCCACUUUUUUUGGUAUCCAAACUGUUUGCAUGCUAUCCGAUGUGUGUCCUUAAAGUGAUGGGAUGUCCGUGGAGCGCAGCACAUCUGCGCUCCCGAGGGAACUGAACUUGUAACCUCCCGAGUAAGAAUGUCUUGUCCUACGUGUGCAGUCAUGAUGCUGUGUGGCCAUGUCACACAUUCCACACAUCCUGAUGUGCAGAGCAAUGUGUUCACCAAUUAUGAUCUGAAUUCUAUGUACUUACAGGAAACAUGUACAGUAGAGUGGCCUUAAACACCCCGAUUACCCCCCCCCCCUCGACACACACACACACAUACACACACACAAUUCAAAAAACAUCAUGUGACCUGUACGACAAUAGUUUGUAAAAAGCAAGACAAUGCAACUUUAUUUAUAUAAUGCAUUUCAACCACAAAUGAACUCAUUCACUCAUUCACAUACAGUAGUGACAAAAAAAAGUCAUGAUCAACACGUUAUAGUGAGGGAAAAGCCGUCAAAUUCACAAAGCAAGGAGAUGACUCAAUUUUUAAGGCAGUAAGAGUCUAGACCAUGAAAAGGUGAUUCACCGUGUUACAGACAGUUCAGGAUCAAUCAUUUAAUUCUGAAUGUGCACGGUGUCUGACUGCUGACAUUCGUAAUCAAUUGUGUGCAUGUUCAUAUGAAUGGCUUACCCUUGGGAUGCAUCAUACAUUGUGUAAGAGCAACAUAGAAAUCACUCAUGAGUUAUACACACGCUCCAUUUAUUCGUGAUACUGUACAAAACAGGCAGAGUUCAAUUGCAAGGUCAUCUCAAAUAAAGCUGUUGAGGAUCUUUUGAAGUGCAGUCUAUGAGGGUGGGGUCAGGGGGGGGGUCACCCGUUGUGGUUCCAUGGCACCUCAAUGCAACUGUGGGUGGAGCUGUUGGUCUGACAUCAUUAAAGAGAGUGAGGAGUGGUUUAAGAGUGUUACACUAACGCAACAGUGACAACACAGUAAUGACACAGUUGAGGACAUUACCGACCAAUGUGUCCUCUCACAUCACCAUUUUACUUCUCAUCACACUUUGCCUGUCUCUGCAGCAUGGCUGUGGGCGCCCACUGGUGAAGGGCCAUGACGCGCGUGCCCAUCACGAUGUCAGAGCAGUGAAGUUAAGAAGCAAACGUUGCGCUUGUAGCAGUGUGCACGACUCUGAGUGCUUCUACUUCUGCCAUCUGGAUAUUAUUUGGGUCAAUACGCCCAGUAAGACAACACUUUAUGGCCUCGGUGGCGCUAAGGCACGACAACCGAGGUCUGCAGGCAGGUGCACUUGCGCUAACCUCGACGACCUAAUCUGCACUCGUUUCUGCUGUCGACGAAUUAUUUUGUGUCCCCUCAGAGGUGUGACAAGCAGGUCAAAGAAAGUCUACAGUGCAUCAGACUGAGGGAAACAAAAGUCUCUGAGGCUAAACAUUCGCCAGGCGGCAUCUGAACGGUUUACGCUGCUGAGACGGUGAUGCAGGAAAUGAGCUGACAGGUGAUUCCGACGAGGAGAAGUGGAAACACCCCGAGGAUGUCCAUCCAAGGAAUGUGUGGAAGGUGACAGACGUCUUGCAAACACACAGCUGAAAACUGAUGCGGAAGAUAAGAACUGUCAGGUCCGGAGCACUUUGCCUCCAGAUGUCAAGGUCUUGCCUCAACCAUCUGAGAGACGAGCAUCACACAUGAAGAACAUGGAAGUCAGGAAAGUUUUACACUUCACCCAAUUUUACUCAUUAUAUUGUAAAAUGAGUUAUCGUGCCUAUUCAGGGUACUUGUUGUUCAUCAUGGAAACAGACAUUCAAAUGUGGAAAGUACAGCACCUCUUAAUCAUUCAGAGUUUACCUGAAAACCUCUCUGCGCUGCCUCCUACCUAGCAGGUUUAUUACAUUUGUAUGAACUUCAUCAAAUGAACCAGAAUAGUGAUUCAAUCAAAUGUCACAAUACUUUUAUUUGAUUAUUGAUUUGAUUUGUAAACGGCCGUAUCGUGAAUUUACAUGAUUUUUUUUCAAUGAGAAUAAACGCAUGCCCUAAUAAAGCACACAA